AUGUCUGUCGUAAGCGUCGAUGUUGAGUUGCAUUUCAACACGCAGAAAAGUAGUCAGGUCGAUGGGCUACGUCGCUUUGCUUAUCAGAAGUCCGGCUUAUUCUAUAAUGCGAAGUCCAAAGAGGAUAUCCUGAAAUCUGGUUCCCUCACACUAGGGAUUCACCAGCGGCAUGGCAAUGGAUUGUUCGCCGGUCGAGGCAUCCUGAUCGGCUACUGGGCAUACGCAAAGCGGUAUGGCAAGGAAAUCAUCGAAGUACGAAAGGGUGAUAUAUUACUGAUUCGAUCCGGGUUCACAGACAAAUACAUCGAACUAUCAGAGGAUCAGGAGCGAGAAUCAGCACACAUGACGCCCCCCAAGGCAUGUGGGAUGGCUCAAGACGAGAGAAUGUUGCAUUUCCUUUGGGAGAAAGAGGUGGCCAAGGUGGGAGGUGAUGCACCAGCGUGGGAAUGCCUGCCUCCUGACCCAUCUUCUAGCUUCCUCGAUCACGAAGUCUUAUUAGUUGGCUGGGGAUGUCCUAUUGGAGAAUUACUUUGGUUAGAGCAACUUGCGCGAGCCUGUGGUGACCAUAAGAAAUGA
Molecule: messenger RNA, 576 nt
Organism: Aspergillus nomiae NRRL 13137
Lineage: Eukaryota; Fungi; Ascomycota; Eurotiomycetes; Eurotiales; Aspergillaceae
Exons: 4
Coding region: 1-576 (191 amino acids)
Molecular function (GO): arylformamidase activity
Source: RefSeq, a predicted model, not a curated record